GGUCGCGCCCCACGCAUUCAGCGCCUCCCAGGAUGGUGGGGGCACGAGCGGGGGCUACAAUAUAUAAACGUUUGCGCGCCGCGCGGGGCCCUUCUCUUUUUGCUUACGAAUCCAUACUGUCGCGGUUUCUACUUCCAUUGCUCUGUAUCUACUUAAAUAUUUAAUAGUAAACCUGUUAUCUACCAGUCUACUUGAGUUGCUUAUUCAAGAUACCUAGAAGUCCCUACACACAUACACAUUUGCUGAACUAUUGAACAGCUGGUCCUUCCUGGAAGAAACCGUCUUGACGAAGAAGCCGACCAUUUUGGAAUUGGAUAACCUACACAGCCACGUGCCAAGUCAAAGAAUGGUCAAAAUACUGAGUGAGUCCGUUCCAUAAUCCUUUUAUCAUUCCUCUUUUCCUCUGGGAUUAAUUAUAGAUUCGUUUUGAGCCUUAUUUUAAUCAUUUCAUACACCUCAAAUGUGAAUUUAAGCCACGUGCACAGCUUACAGCAUCAAAUAUUUCAAUUCUUGUCAUUUAAAUAGGUCAAAUUAAUAGGUUAAAUCUUUCCGAUGCAUAAUUUACAUUAAAAUAAACGCUUAUCGCACGGCCAGGCGGCCGCCUAUUGUUCUCGCCCGGCCGGCCUUUUGUUCUCGCGGUCGGGCCGCAUUCCUUAGCGAUCUACGGCAGUUUACUGCAUUUGCAUAUUUUAAGUAAACAACUUAUCAAUCUUUUAACCGAUUUCUAUAUUUCUUCAACUUAUUUCACCAAGCUUUAUAGCACUUUAAGCCAUGGCAGAACUUAAAAAGCUUUGUAAAACGCGCAGCAGCAUAAAAGCAAAGCUCACGCACUUCACGAACUUCAUUAAUAUCAUAAAAAGUUAUAAAAUAUUAUCUCUUCCGCAUAAAAUCGAACUUAAAAAUAGACUUAAGGUGAUCGAUGAUGCUUACGAAGAUUUUAAUAAAUUACAGACGGAGAUCGAACUGCUAUCGGAUGAUAGCGAGAAGGAAUUUGCAGAACGGGAGCAAUUUGAGAACUUAUACUAUGAGAACUCGGCCUACGCUCGCAGCGUGCUGGAGAACCCGCUGACCGUUGAUGACCAGGCCGAGCCGGGCUCAAGUGCAAAGCAUGACUUCUUCCGCCUUCCAGACAUCAACCCGCCUUCUUUCGACGGAGAUUUUCAACACUGGCUCGAGUUUCGAGAUAUGUAUAUUUCUCUCAUACACAACAAUGACAGAAUUAACGAAAUAAGUAAAUUUCACUAUUUACGCGCGUCUCUUAAAGGCAGUGCAUCUUCGGUUAUUCAAAGUCUUGAAUUUACCGCUUGUAAUUAUAAAAUAGCUUGGCAACUUUUGACAGAAAGAUACGAUAACAAUAAGAUACUAAUUACAAAUCAUAUACAAGCAUUAUUUAAUGUAGAACAAGUUCAAAAAGAUUCAUCUAAAUCAUUACGCAAUCUUAUAGAUGUCACUAACAAGAAUUUACGUGCCCUUAGUGCUCUAGGGCAACCCACAGACCAGUGGGACAUUUUAAUCAUUUUCAUGAUGGCAAAAAAAUUGGACUUUCUUAGUAAUAGACAGUGGGAAGAAUACAAGAAUACAUUAACUGAACAACCAACUUUAAAACAGUUUUGUAUCUUUUUAAAUAACAGGGCUGAGUUAUUAGAGACAUUACAUAGUAAUAAAACAAUUAACAAAAAUACUAAUACAGACACAAUUACUCAAAAAUCAAGAUCUUUUGCAAUAGUAACUGAAAACACUAACCGUAAACCUAUGUGUCCAUUAUGUAAACAAGAACACUACCUAUUUAAUUGCCAAACAUUCCGUACAUUAGACGUUGAUACACGCAACACAAAGGUUGCUUCUUGGAAUAACGUGUGUAAAAAUUGUUUACGUACUGGACAUCAAAGUAAACAGUGCAGACUUACUCAUUGUAAAUAUUGCAACUUAAAGCAUAAUACUCUUCUUCACAAAGAUUUGGAUAAAGGCAAAUCUAAUAAUGUUGAGAACGUAGUGUUAUCAACAAACGCAUAUCAUCUAUCUUCAUCACCUGCUAAAGCUUCGCACGUGUUACUUUCCACAGCAUUGGUGGAAGUAGUGGGCAGGGACGGGCGAGUCCACAACGCUCGCGUUCUUCUGGACAACGGCAGCACGUCCAACUUCGUGACUUCCGAGCUCUGCGAGAAACUGGGUCUGCCGCGACGCGUCACGAGCUCCACAAUCAUAGGCAUCAAUAGUCAGGUUUCAUCCAGCACUUAUUCUUGCUCAUUAACCUUACAAUCUCGCCAUACUAACUAUAAAACAAACAUAACUUGUUACAUCUUACCUCAAAUCACAUCAUCAUUGCCUUCAACGUUCAUUUAUAGGGAACACAUACCCAUACCCAACGGUCUUCAAUUAGCCGAUCCUUCAUUCAAUAUUCCAGCAACAAUAGACAUUCUAGUAGGUGCUGAAGUCUUCUGGAAUAUUCUAGAAGCAAAUUCCAUAUCCUUAAGGAAGAAUUAUCCAGUACUACGCGAAUCAAAAUUAGGCUGGAUAAUGUCAGGUAGCAUUCUUCAAAAUCCCACUUCAAGGAAUACAAAUCAUUGUCAUAAUAUUAAUCAUUGUAAUUUCAGUGAUUCUAUUGAAUCUCAGCUCAGUAAAUUUUGGGAUUUAGAUUCCAUCUCUCCUACUCAUUCCAUGUCAAAAGACGAAUACAAAUGCGAGUCAAUCUUUAAAAAUACAACAAAACGUGACAAUGAUGGACGAUUUGUUGUAAAAAUCCCUCUUAAAGAUUCACCAGAUACUCUUGGGGAUUCAUACAAUAUGUCAAAACGUAGGUUUUUGUCUUUAGAAAGAAAACUGCAAAAUGAUGAAAAAACUAAACAACAAUAUCAUCAUUUUAUGCAGGAAUACAUAAAUCUUAAUCACAUGACUCAAAACUCAGAUUCAUUUUCAAGUAAACUUACUUCUGGUAAAUCCCAAUCUCAAGUAAAUAAUUUUUUACCUCAUCACGGAGUCAUGCGCGAAUCCAGCACAACAACCAAGCUCAGGGUAGUAUUUGACGCUUCCGCAACUACAUCCUCUAAUGUUUCCUUUAACGACAUACAACUUGUCGGUCCUACAUUACAGGACGACCUCAUAUCAAUCUUACUUCGCUUCAGACAACAUAAGUAUGUCGUUACAAGCGAUAUUGAGAAAAUGUAUAGAGCUGUCAUGCUAGACCCAUCCCAGCGAUCACUUCAACAAAUUAUUUUCAGAUUUACCCCAUUGGAACCGUUACACACUUACACAUUAAAUACACUAACCUACGGUACAGCAUCCGCACCUUACUUAGCCACGAGAUGUUUACUUGCUCUGGCAGAGGAGUGUACAGACCCUCAAACAAAACGUGCUAUAGCGCACGACUUUUAUGUUGAUGAUUUUUUAUCAGGAGGAAGCUCAGUCGAAUCUGUCACAGAACUAUGCACUAACGUUAUACAAGCAUUAGAUUCAGCAAAAUUUAAUUUACGUAAAUGGCAAUCUAAUAACCCUGAAAUUUUAAAAAAUAUUUUAGAAUUAAAGGAUGACAAAGACAAAGCUUUAAAUCUAUCAGACUCAAUGCCAAGUAAAACUCUUGGGCUCUAUUGGAACUCAGAAUCGGAUAACUUAUUUUUUGAAUUUCAGCCAAACAAAGAUUCUUUAAUAACAAAACGUAUAAUUUUAUCGACAAUUAGUCAAAUUUUUGACCCCAUUGGACUAGUUGGUCCUUGCAUAGUCGAGGCCAAAGCCAUUUUACAAAAACUGUGGAAACUCAAGUCAGAUUGGGAUGACGCAGUUCCGACUGAGUUACAAAUGCAAUAUAGCAAUUUAAUUACACUUCUUCCCUUGCUUAAAACUAUAAAAAUUCCUAGGUGGGUACUAGGUGAUGAUGCUGUUACUGUUGAGAUACAUACAUUCACAGAUGCCUCAGAACGCGCAUAUGGCGCCUGUUGUUAUAUUAAAACUAUUACACGUGAUGGGAAGGUAUGCAUUCAUCUCAUGGCUUCUAAAAAUAAAAUUGCACCCUUAAAAUCAAGCACCAUCCCUCGUCUUGAAUUAUGUGGGGCCUUAAUAGGCACACGCCUCUAUAAGAAAAUUAUUAAAUCAUUGACUAUUCAAUUAGAUAAAUCUUAUUUCUGGACUGAUUCAACUGUAAUUUUAGGAUGGCUAUCUGCACCAUCCAGUCGAUUAAAAACAUUUGUCCGAAAUAGAGUAAAUGAAAUACAUGAAAAUACUAAUAACCAGGUGUGGUGCUACGUGCCGUCAAAAGAGAACCCAGCAGACCUGGUUUCUCGUGGGGUGAGGGCUGAUACACUCAGCGUGUCCAGUCUGUGGUGGACUGGCCCGUCAUUUUUACAUUCACUUAAUGUUUCUUAUCCUACCGUAAACCCGGAAACGCUUCCGGAGACAAAUGAUAAUAUUCUUCCGGAAAUGUCCUUUGUUUCAGAUGUAUCUGAAAAUGUAAUAAAUAACCUAAUAAGUAAAAUGUCAAACUUUUCAAAAUUAGUCAGAGUAUUAGCUUACGUAAAGCGAUUUAUAAAUAACUUAAAACAUAAUGAAAUAUCAAAUAAUCUUCAUUUAACAUGUAAAGAAAUAUUAUCAGCUGAAAACUUAUUAUUAAAAUGUUCACAGCGCGACAUGUUUCCGGAAGAAUAUCACAUUCUCAAAUCAGGUCAAAGUUUACCUUCAAAAAAUAGAUUGCUUUCGUUGUCACCAUUUAUAGACUCUGAUGACGUCAUCCGUGUCGGAGGACGUCUAGAUAAUUCAUUUUAUACUUACGACAUAAAACACCCAAUAUUGUUAUGUAGUAAACAUAAACUUACUAAACUAAUUAUGGAAAAACAACACUUAAUUUCUCUUCACGCUGGCCCUCUUCUUUUAUUAUCUCAAAUUCGGCAAAAAUAUUGGCCGCUAGGUGGCAGGAACUUAGCUAAACAAGUGGUAAAUUCAUGUGUUCGUUGUGUUAGACAAAAGGCAAAAACUACACAACCUAUUAUGGGAAACCUGCCUAAAGAUAGACUACACUUAGAAUAUCCAUUUUUAAAUACAGGUGUUGAUUAUGCCGGGCCAGUGAUGAUUCUCAAUCGAAAGGGACGUGGAAGUAGACUUAUAAAAAGUUAUAUAUGUGUCUUUGUUUGUUUUGCAGUCAAGGCCUUGCACUUAGAGCUCGUCUCGGACCUCACCAAGGAAUGCUUCCUUGGCGCACUGGACCGAUUCAUCGCUCGGCGGGGGAAACCACAAACAAUAUAUUGCGAUAACGGGACCACGUUUGUAGGAGCAUUUAAUUAUUUAAUGAAACAUUGUCGUAAUGAUAUUCAAGAAAACCAAAUGGAAAUCUUCAUCUGGCAAGCUGCGGUCCGGGGCCAUGGUCAUCAUUAAGGACAAGGCCGCACCUCCUAUGAUGUGGCAGCUGGGUCGCAUCGUACGGCUCAUUCCUGGCAACGACGGGAUUGCAAGGGUUGCUGACGUUCAAACGUCAAAGGGCAUAAUCCGCCGAGCCUACAACAACAUAUGCCUUCUGCCAGUGGAUGCAGUUGAAGAAGAAGCAUCUUCAACGGCCGGGUGCAUGGUCGCGCCCCACGCAUUCAGCGCCUCCCAGGAUGGUGGGGGCACGAGCGGGGGCUACAAUAUAUAAACGUUUGCGCGCCGCGCGGGGCCCUUCUCUUUUUGCUUACGAAUCCAUACUGUCGCGGUUUCUACUUCCAUUGCUCUGUAUCUACUUAAAUAUUUAAUAGUAAACCUGUUAUCUACCAGUCUA
Ostrinia furnacalis (Asian corn borer) is the source of this 5737-nucleotide messenger RNA. RefSeq lists its product as uncharacterized. The record is from RefSeq and is a predicted model, not a curated record. Gene Ontology annotation, molecular function: nucleic acid binding. The transcript is spliced from 2 exons. The coding region runs from base 772 to 5358 and encodes 1528 amino acids. NCBI's taxonomy places the organism in Eukaryota, Metazoa, Arthropoda, Insecta, Lepidoptera, Crambidae. Gene Ontology annotation, biological process: DNA integration.